This is a messenger RNA of Pyricularia oryzae 70-15, 2392 nucleotides long. RefSeq lists its product as uncharacterized. Lineage: Eukaryota; Fungi; Ascomycota; Sordariomycetes; Magnaporthales; Pyriculariaceae. The record is from RefSeq and is a predicted model, not a curated record. Gene Ontology annotation, biological process: mitochondrion distribution. The transcript has 4 exons. The coding region runs from base 16 to 1587 and encodes 523 amino acids. Gene Ontology annotation, cellular component: cytoplasm.
GGCACAAUACCCAAGAUGCAUGAAAUCAUCACACUCCAGCUGGGUCAACCGAGCAAUUAUCUGGCAACGCACUUCUGGAAUGCUCAGGAGUCGUACUUCACUUACUCUGACGACACCGAAUCGCCCAUCAACCACGAUGUGCACUUCCGGUCGGGCAUCGGCGCCGACGGCUCCGAGACCUUCAUGCCUCGGACCGUCAUCUACGACCUAAAGGGCGGCUUCGGAUCCAUGCGCAAGAUCAACGCCCUGUACGACGCGCAGCAGGACGACGACGCCGCGCCGCAGGCCCUGUGGAGCGGCAAGACCGUCGUCCAGCGCCAGGAGCCCAUCCAGGUGGCGGCGUACCAGCAGAGCCUGGAGGUCGGCGAGCCCGCCGAGCAGCUGACCCCGUCGGCGGUGCGGUACUGGUCCGACUUCAACCGCCUCUACAUGCACCCGCGCUCCGUCGUGCAGCUGAGCGACUACGAGCUCAACUCGUCCCUGCGGCCCUUUGAGCGGUGGCCCACGGGUGGUGAGCUCUUCUCGGAGCUGGACCGCGAGCAUGACCUGCUGGACCGUGAUCUGAGGCCCUUUGUCGAGGAGGCCGACCACAUGCAGGGGAUCCAGCUCUUCACCACCAUCGACGACGCAUGGGGUGGGUUUGCCGCGCGCUACGCGGAGCGCCUGCGGGACGAGUAUGGAAAGUCUGUGAUCUGGGUCUGGGGUCUGCAGGAUUCGGCCGCGGGUCUGAACAGGGAGAAACGCAUGUUGAGAAUGUCAAACAAGGCACAUGCCUUGACGGAACUAUACAAGCAGGCCUCGAUACUAGUACCGUUCUCCAUACCACGGUCGCCAAAUUCGCGUCCCAACGUGGCACUGGACGUCUCAUCCUCGUGGCACAAAUCAGCCUUGCUCACCACGGCUUUCGAGACAGCAGUUCUUCCAUCCCGGAUGCGGGAAGGACCCGCCAGUGACAGGCUGGACGGCAUGGCUGACUGGCUGAACGUGAUGGGCAAGCAGACUAUUGCCAACCUGCAAAUGGACGUCGUCAGGGAAGAUGAAGAUGAAUCGGCGAACGAUUCGAGGCAACCAAAUUUCCUUGACAGAUACAAGGAGGACUUUGAAGAUGACACGACAGCCGACGUUGAUCUUCCGAUAGACUUUACUGCUGGUGACGAUCUUGGUGCUCCUCAAAGGUCAAGUAACCGCCGGAAACGCCAUGUCUUCGGUCAGACCAUCUCUGUUCGCGGCAUAUCUGCCAGCGAGAAUCAGACGGUCGAAGGCAGCCGGUUUGCUAGACAAUACCAAUCAUCAGGGAAGGCGUCAGUGCGCAGCUAUUACACGGACCUCAGAUUCCCCCAACCGGACAGCUUCCCGAACAUUUACACAUCCAAAUCUGGACAGCCACUAAAGAGCACACUGCCAGUCGUUGCCUCCCUCACAACAGAUAGCUCUACUUCCGAUCGGCUCAAGCUCCUCCGAACGACCGUGUUCCGCAGUAUUGGUCUUGAGGAUAGGGAAAACCUUGGCAACGAGCUUGCUCAGAUGGCUGACGAGUACCACGAAGGUUGGUCGAGUGGAAGUGACGACGGCGAUGAUGAGGACUAGUCUUGUGUGUUAUCCAGGAACCUGCAAUCACUGAAUCAAACGAUUUAGUAGCACCAAAGGCCGGCUACCUGAGAGCUUUGAGAGUCUCAAAGGUGAAAUCUUUCUUAUGAUCGAAGAGCGGAUCCAUCUUUGCAGCGGGUCAAGGAUCGCCAAGCUUUCUCAAUAGCUGUUUGAAGCCGGUGAGGAAGUUUUACUUGAUGAAAGUAACAUUGCGGUCGAUAAACAGAGUCGGCGAAACCGUGUCAUCCGUGAGGAAUGGACUUCCUUCACUCUGUGAAUUGAUAAGACAGCCCGCCAGGCAGUAGAGAGAGCAAUAUGCUGAGUCUGCCACUAUGGCACUCGUUGAUGUCUUCGUAUUUAUCCAUACCCAGAGGCCGCACUUCGGCAAGCUAGCCUACCUAGCCUAUACGUAUUGGUUCUCUCAGAUCUCCUAAGUGGGAGGACUGCCUAAUGAACAGGGAUAAUCAGCUCCAGAUCGGAUCAAUCCAGGUGCGUGUAGCCCUGAAGAGCACAUUUAAGCCAGAAAUGCCAGCGGUACAGGCAGAAUGUGUGAUGUUGACGGGCUUGUCCAAUCAUCACGGUCGGUGCGCUUCCGAUUGAGAGAUUACUAUUACCCAGUAUGCUUGAUAGCUUUGUUGCAUAUAAACUUGGCCGUUUUGGAGACCGUACUGCGACUUUUCCAUGAUAUCAAUCAUCAAAAUUAUGGUGAAUAGAGAUAUACUUGCAGUAGCCAGCGUCUCGAAUCGUCUUAGAUACCAAAUUGGAAUACGGUGGUGCCCUCCCUACAAAAGAGCAAGAAGUCCGC